This is a messenger RNA of Drosophila albomicans, 2818 nucleotides long. It is a transcript of the gene Cnx99A, whose product is annotated as calnexin. Gene Ontology annotation, cellular component: endoplasmic reticulum membrane; endoplasmic reticulum. Gene Ontology annotation, molecular function: calcium ion binding. Gene Ontology annotation, biological process: protein folding. NCBI's taxonomy places the organism in Eukaryota, Metazoa, Arthropoda, Insecta, Diptera, Drosophilidae. The transcript is spliced from 10 exons. Bases 298 to 2112 code for a protein of 604 amino acids. The record is from RefSeq and is a predicted model, not a curated record.
CCAAGUUAGGGUUGCUACCAUGUACGUCGACAAGAGAGAGAGAAAAAAGAAGAAGCAAAACAGCAGCAGCAAGCAAGCAAGCAGUAGGCGCAGUGAGAAUCAGUCAGUACGCAGUAAUCGGUGCAAAGCUACGCAAGCAAAAGGAAAAACCCCCCAAAAAAAGUAAAAAUCACAAGCGGGUGAAACACACACACUUUUUACAAACACACACAAGCGGUGGGAGCGGACGUGUGUGAGAGGAGAGAAGAAGCAGAGUGUGUGGUUGGUUUGGAAGAAACCAAAACCAAAAGACUAAAAAUGCAGAAAUUUGCCUGCCGGGGCCAAACGGCGUUGGCUUUACUGAUAGCUUGCUGUCUAGUAUUAGGAACAACAACAGUAGCCGGAGCUGAUGCAGAAAUUGAUGAUUUCGACGAUGGCAUCGUUGAAGAUGUGCAGGAGGAGUCUGCUGACGUCGCUGGCGAAGAACUGGUCUACGAAAGUCCCGUCAUAGAACCCCGAAAAUUCCAUUUUGCCGAUCAUUUUGAUGAUGUUGAAGCCUCACGCAAACAAUGGGUUCACUCGCAGGCCAAGAAGGACGACAUAGCUGAGGAGAUUGCCAAGUACGAUGGCAUCUGGAACUGGGAAUCCCCACAGCGCAUCGUUUGGCCCAAGGAUAAGGGACUGGUGCUUAAAUCUAAGGCAAAACAUGCCGCAAUCUCAUCGCGUCUAAUCAAACAGUUUGACUUUAAAUCGAAGAAACCUUUGGUGGUGCAGUAUGAGGUCACCAUGCAGGAGGGACAAGAAUGCGGUGGCUCGUAUAUCAAACUGUUGUCGGCGGGCAAGGAAACCGAUGAUCUGACCACGUUCAAUGACAAGACACCCUACACCAUCAUGUUUGGACCGGACAAGUGUGGCAACGAUGUGAAAAUGCACUUCAUAUUCCGUCAUGUAAAUCCAAUUAACGGCACCAUAACUGAAAAGCACUGUAACAAACCAAAGAACCGCUUGGAGGAACCCUUCAAGGACAAGUUGCCGCAUCUGUAUCAACUGGUGGUGCGUCCUGACAACAGCUUUGAAAUUCGUUUGGAUCACAAGAUCAUCAACGAAGGCUCCCUGUUGACUGACUUCAAGCCAGCCGUCAAUCCACCAGCUGAAAUCGAUGAUCCAGCGGAUCAGAAGCCAGCCGAUUGGGAUGAGCGUGAGAAGAUCCCCGAUCCCUCGUCACAGAAACCCGACGAUUGGAACGAUGAUGCCUUGCCACAGAUUCCCGAUGUUACCGCUGUCAUGCCCGACGGUUGGCUAGAGGAUGAGCCCGAUAUGAUUGCCGAUCCCACAGCCGAGAAACCCGAGGAUUGGGAUACCGAAAUUGAUGGCGAAUGGGAGGCUCCACUUGUGGAUAACCCCGCUUGUGAAAAGGCUCCAGGUUGCGGCAAAUGGCAGGCACCACACAUUCCCAAUCCAGAGUACAAGGGCAAGUGGCGGGCACCGAUGAUUGAGAAUCCCAACUACCAGGGCAAAUGGGCUCCACGCAAGAUUGCCAAUCCCGAUUUCUUCGAGGAUCUGAUGCCAUUCCAAAUGACGCCAAUUAGCGCUGUUGGUUUGGAGCUGUGGUCGAUGUCUAAUGAGAUCUUGUUCGACAAUCUGAUUAUUACCGAUGAUGUGGAUGUUGCACGUGACUUUGCCGCCAAUAGUUUUGACAUUAAGCGUCGUUACAUUGACAAGGAAUCGGACUCAUUCGUGAAUAAGGUGCUUGAACUAGCCAAGAGUCAUCCCACAGUGUGGGGCAUUGGCUUGGUAGCAUUUGUUGCGCUGACCGUCAUCGGUGUCUACUGUAAAUUUGGCAAGCCCAAGUCCCAGGACUCUGCGGCAUCUGCAGCCGCUGCGCAGGCUAAGAAAACAGAUGAACCACAGCCCGAUGAUGAGAAUGAGCCAGCUGGCGAGGAGGAUGAGAGCGAGGAGGAUUCAUCAGCCCAGGUGGCUGGUGAAAGCAGCAGCAGUAGCCCCAAAAAGAAUAAAAAGUCUGAUUUAGAUAAUAAAGAGCAAGCGAAGCAGGAAGAGAACAGCGACGAGCCUACACAGACUGAGGAAUCCACUACAAAAUCCACUCGCAAACGCACGGUGCGCAAGGAUUAAAGAGGGGAAUCGCAUCAGCCUCAGUUCGCAUUCUUGAAACUUAACCUAAUUCCAAACUGCAAUUGAAAACAAACAAAACUAAAACUUACUAGAGAAAGAAGAACAAAUAGAGUGUACCAAACAGCUCGUCAUGUUUACCAAUUCAUCAACACACACAUAAGCAUACACACUCAGUUCCGUAAAAUCGCAUAACACCCACGAUUCACGUACACAGCAUGAUGCCUCAUACCAAAACUAUUUGUUGGUAGUUCACAUACAGCUGCUAAUUUAAUAAACCAGUUUAUGUGGUUCGUUCGGUUUAGUUUUCUUAAAUUACACACAUUUAUUUGUAUGUACGUACUUUUAUUUGUUUUUUUCCCUGUUGUAUUAUCAUCGUAUUUUUCGAUAAUUCUAAUUCUCUGUAUCCCUAUUUCGAUUUCUGUUUAAAAUUAAUCUCGUGUAUCUCGUAAUGAUUUUGAUUUGUGUUCUUCAAAUUUUCAACGAAAUCGUAAUAACAACAACAUGAAAAACAAAACUAGACAAAUGAGGGAAACAAAGAUGAUAAAUGAAACAAAAUAAGCGAUACGUACUCCAGUAGAGAAUGAGAAAACAAAAAAGGGAAACAUCUAGUUUAAUAUUAUGUAAUUUAAACGAAAUUUAUGAAAUACGCUAGUUAUAUACUCAGAGUUUAAAUAAAUUUCAUUUUGUUCAUUUGUAACAAUGAAAA